AAAGUCUAAUACGGGAUGAAAAGACAUGGUCUUGGUUUCCCGGGGACGUUUCAGAGAGACGUACUUGCCCCUCCCUUUCCGGUCGGCCCGGCCCGGUCUUCUCCGGCAACCACGUGGGUUUGCGCUGGACUUUUCCUCGGAGCUGAAGCGGUUGUUGGUGUUUCCCUCAUCUGGGCUGCCGAGGUCCUGCAGGGCCGUGAGGACGUCACCAUGCCUAAAGCCCUAAAGGGAAAACUUGUAGGACGGGAAAAAAAAGUCAUCCAUCCAUAUAGUAGAAAAGCAGCUCAAAUUACAAGAGAGGCCCACAAACAAGAAAAAAAGGAAAAAUUGAAGAAUGAAAAGGCAUUGCGUCUCAACCUUAUUGGUGAAAAACUGCAGUGGUUUCAAAGUCACCUUGAUCCCCAAAAAGUAGGAUAUUCAAAGAGAGAUGCUUGUGAAUUAACUGAAAGGUAUUUAAAUCGAUUCAGCAGUGAACUAGAGCAGAUUGAAUUACAUAACAGCAUCAGAGACAGGCAGGGAAGGCGGCACUAUUCCCGGGAGACAGUCAUCAAGCAGACAAUGGAGCGUGAGCGACAACAGUAUGAAGGAUAUGGCCUUGAGAUUCCAGACAUUGUAAAUGCAGGUAAUCUGAGAACUUUUAGUGCCUUGCUCAGUAGGUAUUUCAAAGAUGAAUAAAGCUUUUGAAUUUCUAAGUUGGAUUGCUUCGCCUCAGUCUUUUCAAUAUAACCGGAGGUACCAGCCUUUCUUCACUUGUCCACGAAGCUGUGCUUUCAUGAAUGGAUGAUCUGAAGAAGACUCCACUCUUGCCCCACCAAUCCUUCCUGAAAUAGUGACCAGAACCAAGAAUAUACCUGAAAACCUGGGCCAGGAGUGACGAGCCAUUUUCUGUGCCACUUCUGGAAGACAGUUUGAUACUUCCACUUUCUUUCACAAGGUUCUCCAAGUCGAUUUCUUCUCCUCCAAUCAUUCUUCCUUCAUAUGUCUGGGAAGUCAAGGCCCUCCAUAUAUUCCCUGACAAAGUUUAUAGAGUACAGAGUAUCUCCCUGCUCCACAUCAGAAGCCCUUUGGGUGCAAACCCAUUGUUCACAUGACCAUCUUCUCUCGGAGACAGCCUGAUCUUUCUCUUUGCCUUUGACUAAGUGGGCAAGAUUUUUAUUUUCUAUAAAGAUAUUAUUGAGCAGUUGUAUGAUUUUACCUUGGAAAACUCACUGUAAGGAUGUCGUGAGAAGAGAUGCUAACACAUGGGGCUAAGUGGAUUUCUGAGAAUGUUUCCAUUGGUAAGCUAUGUUUACCUCCUUAUUAUUGAGACUCAGAAAAUUGUCUUCAUAUUCAACCUUGUUGGACUAGUUCUAUGCUAUCUUCUGUAAAGAAGAAAGAAUGUCCACAAUAAGGAAGGGUGGUAGAAAAGAGAAGGCACAAAAUCUUGUUCCUUGUGGGCCCUUUGUGUAAACAAGGAAUUCUUUGUCCUCACUGAAGCUGGAACCUGAACUUGGAAAUGCCAAGAGCACAAAGUUGUUUCUACUGGCCCAGUUUGGAAGAGGAAUUUGGAUAAUCCAACUUGAGGCAAUUCUCCCACCUGUUCAUUUCUCUGAAGCCCAAGGAUUGUAUGUACUUCUUCCUUUGUGCUUGGGAUCUUUCUUCAGGAGUUUCUGUAGGUUUAGGAAUAAACUGUCUGCAUCCCUUCUUCCUAAACACUAAUGGGACACGCUGGUUAGAAAUUCUUGGGCAGCAAUUGAAGGAGUUUGGAGGAGCAGGUAUUCUGUCCACAAGCAUUUUCUUUUUUUUUAA
This is a messenger RNA of Mirounga angustirostris (Northern elephant seal), 1788 nucleotides long. It is a transcript of the gene TMA16, whose product is annotated as translation machinery associated 16 homolog. The record is from RefSeq and is a predicted model, not a curated record. NCBI's taxonomy places the organism in Eukaryota, Metazoa, Chordata, Mammalia, Carnivora, Phocidae. Bases 16 to 675 code for a protein of 219 amino acids. The transcript is spliced from 7 exons. Gene Ontology annotation, cellular component: nucleus.